Messenger RNA from Mycena citricolor, 3255 nucleotides. The record is from the annotation of a GenBank genome assembly. Lineage: Eukaryota; Fungi; Basidiomycota; Agaricomycetes; Agaricales; Mycenaceae.
ACCAGCUCGUCACCAUCCUGCACGAGCGCCUCCAGCGACCAGUCCAGCGCCUCUUUUCCGCUCUCGUCGGGUCCCGCAGCGCACAGAAACACGCGCGUGUGGCGGUUCCUCACAUACCCCGCCGUCUUGACUUGCAGUGUAAACGAGAACAUGGACGCGACGGGGUUCUCGAAUGUGUCGAAAGAGACUUUCGGGGUGUAGCCCGGCGCUACGGCGGGCGGCACGACAUUUGGGGGAUGCGGAGAGAGCGAUGGAAGGGGCGGGGACAUGAACACAGGAGAACUGGGAUCUCCGGAGGAGGGUGAAGGAGAGCGGCUGGUGACAUGCUUCAGAACUGAGCGGAGCCCCGCUGAAGAGUCGCGAUGGGAGGCAUAGAGCGGCGGGGCGUGUAGCGGUUGUUCGGACAUUAGUGAGUAGCUUCGAGUGGUGGUGGUAUCUGCAGAGAUGUAACACAGCCGUUGGCGGAGAUUUAAUUUUGUCCGUGCACUGGGCCGGCUGAGACCCACGCUGAAUCUGGAUUGCUCUCAUCACUCGGUUCCGAAUCCUCCAUCACCCUUGUCUGUGCUAUCCUCCCAUACUUACCCACUUUUUCUUUAUCUUCCCCUCCUUAGAUUCACGAUUUUCGGACUCGGUCAUGGCAAAGAACAAAAAAGUGAAGGAGAAAGAGAAAGAAAAGGAGAAGGAGAAGGAGAAACCAAGGCUCGAAGAGGUACCGGAGGAAGUGGAAGAACCCGAGGAAGAGUUCCAUGACUACAGCGCCGAGGAGGAGGGGGCAUUAGGAUACGGCGAAUACGAUGGCUGGAACGCGACAGGUGCUAGCAUCAAACCACCCGCGCAGGACAUGGGCGUUCCGGGCGGGUGGGGCGCGGCCGAACCGGGCUGGGAGCAGGCAUCACCCGAGUGGGGCACAGGCGCUGUCUCCGCAGGCGCAGCGCCCAUCCCGCCGCCUGCUGCCACACACGCGCCGAUCCCACCACCCGCUCAAAUGAAUCCACCAAUUCCGCCCCCAGCCCAACUGCAUCCGCCCUAUCCCGUCGCCGCACACGCGGCAGCGAUUCCCGCGACUAACAGGGCACCCCCAAUACCGUCUGCUAAGAACCCAGCCCCGCCAUCCAAGGGCCAUCAGAAGGUCGCGGCCAAGGGCUGGGAGGGUUGGGGUGCGGAAGCGGGCGGCCAAAAUUGGGGUUCCGGAGCUGCAGAAUGGGGCGCCGGCGGUGGCGCCCCUCCUCCCAGUCCACAGCCAGCUGUGGCCAGUGGAUGGGCCCGAGCGGCUGAAGCUCAGUGGAAGACCGCCCCUCCACUCGCCGCGUCGGCUCCAAAACAGUGGUCCGUGCCGACGGUUCCCGCUGCUGCCGCCGCACCGAAGACAGGCCACUGGACAACGUGGGGUGAAGAGUUGAAGCGAUUACCAAAAUCGACUUCCAUGGGAGCUUCCGCUUCCGCUUUUAUGCCCGCUCCCGCUGCUUAUCCGGGUGCUGCCCCCGUGAACAAGCAGCAACAAAACCAGAUGCUCUACGCGCAGGCGCAGUCUGAGAUGAUGAAGGGAAUGUUCAGCCACCCUGGACGCGACGGCCGCGCGGUGGCGUUUGAGGAGCCCAGGUCGAGCCCCCACCAACAGCCGUAUCCUGGAUUGUACGCGCAGUCUCAGCCGCAGUCCAAGAAGAACAAGCAGAAGAACGAUGGCUGGGGAGCACCCACUGAAGCGGCUGGGGGAUGGGGUGCAGAAGGCGCUUGGGGAGACGGCGGCGGCGGCGGCGGCGGCGGCAGCAGCGGGGGUUGGGGAACUAGUGGUGGUGGUGGUUGGGGCGAUGCUGGUGGCGGCGGUGAUUGGGGCGGCAACGAUUCAGGAGGCUGGGGCGCCAAAGAAACUCCCCAUGGCCUAGGGUCCAAAGCUGCCGCGUGGGGUAACGAAGUUGGUGGCGGGUGGGGGAAGCAGACGGGUGGAGAAUGGGGAAACGAAACCAAUGCGGGAUGGGGAAACGAAGCUGGUGCAGGAUGGGGAAAGGAAACUGGUGGAGGAUAUGGCGGUACGGGAGCGAACGACUGGGGCGGCGGAGGCGGAGGCGGUGGAGGCUGGGGCAACGGCGGCGGCGAUGACGACUGGGGCGACGAGGAAUACGAAAGUGAAUACACCGAGUCUUCCGAAGAGGACGACGAUCGAAACGGAAUGCAUUUCAGCAAGCCGUCAUCGAAUCUCUGGGGCGGGCACCAACGCGACUCGACGUAUCAAAUGCCCUCGAAAACGCUGGCACACGCCUACAAAGGCACGGCGACGCCCCUGUUCACAGGCUUGCCUCGAAACAAGAUCAGCGAAGGGACGGACAUUCGUUUCAUCGAUUCAAAAGGGGCGGCACUAAAACCCGUGGAACAAGCCAUCUUCGGGCGAACGCGAUACGCGCGAGAUCGGAUCCACUGGAUGUUCUCGCCUCAGAAGGAUGAGCGCGUUGCCUCGCUGCUGUCCUGGAUCGAAGUCGUGUCGUACCGCCUCGCAGCGUAUGGGGUAAAGCGUCUCGUUACACGAAUAUUGUGUGCAUUGGUGACGUUUUGCCAGCUGCACCGCUUCCUGCAGAGUCGCGAGCGGGGUGCACUGCUCGUCAGCGCCGAAUACAGGCCAAUCAACCACCCUCAAGAGCCGGCGUUCGACUGGUUGACGUUCGACCAACUGCAGGCGUCGAAGGACAAGAUUCUGCAAGAGUCGGUGGCCUUUUACGAUCCUGCCGUGAUCUGCGUCGUUUUCGUCUAUCUGCCCUCGAAGAGCGGCAACAGCGUCGCGAUGUGGCGCCGCAAGAUCAGAAUCGGCAACGAGACGCGCGCGACGCGGAUAAACGAGAUCAAGCUGGCAAUGGCUGGGCUGCGGAAACAAAAGGACUAUGUCGUGCACGUGGACGAGUCGGUGACCCGCUCUCCCGAGACUUCAGCGUCUGACGCGGCCAGCAGACUACCUCCUGGUCAUAAGAAAGCUGCGAAUUCUGGUAAAGCAGCUGCGACGAAAGCUACGAAAGCUACGAAAAAGCAGGCAGGCUACUCCAGCUCUGCCCGUCCUUAUGCCCCUUACGAACCUGCCUCCGCGAAGAAACCCAAGAAGCGGAAAUGGUGGCAGUUUUUCUGAUACCUCUUGUUUUGAUGGUUGCUUUUUUGUAUUGUGGUUAUCUCCUGCUAUCUGUGUAAAAUCUAGAUGUAUUCUUGUAGUCGCUUUGUGUAAAUCUGUAAAUGACUGAUGCAGACGAAUGAACAAAUUGAUGAUUUGAACGUUUU